This is a messenger RNA of Pseudogymnoascus verrucosus, 3359 nucleotides long. RefSeq names its product killer toxin resistant protein (gene KRE33). Gene Ontology annotation, molecular function: tRNA binding; ATP binding; 18S rRNA cytidine N-acetyltransferase activity. The record is from RefSeq and is a predicted model, not a curated record. Gene Ontology annotation, biological process: rRNA acetylation involved in maturation of SSU-rRNA. Bases 78 to 3293 code for a protein of 1071 amino acids. Gene Ontology annotation, cellular component: 90S preribosome; nucleolus. The transcript has 4 exons. NCBI's taxonomy places the organism in Eukaryota, Fungi, Ascomycota, Leotiomycetes, Thelebolales, Thelebolaceae.
CUCUCUGUUUCCAGUCGCUUCAACCCAGGUUCAUAUUGCCCUCCACAGGCAAUUAGAGCACUGAUAACGUCGAAGAUAUGGUUCGCAAAGCAGUGGAUUCGCGCAUCCCCGCGCUCAUUCGCAAUGGAGUCCAAGAAAAGAAGAGAAGCUUUAUCGUCGUCGUUGGCGACCGGUCCAAGGAUGUCAUCGUCCAUCUUCACUAUAUUAUGUCAAGUAUGGAUGUAAAGCAGAACAAGUCGGUGUUGUGGGCAUACAAGAACAAGCUGUUGGGCUUCACCAGUCAUCGGAAGAAGCGCGAGCUGAAGAUUAAGAAAGAUAUUAAACGAGGAAUCCGCGAAGCCAAUAACGAAGACCCGUUUGAACUUUUUGUAUCAUUACACGACAUCCGCUAUGUUUACUAUAAAGAGACGGAGAAGAUCCUGGGAAACACCUACGGCAUGUGCAUCUUGCAGGAUUUCGAAGCGAUUACCCCCAAUCUCCUCGCUAGAACAAUCGAGACUGUGGAAGGUGGCGGACUUGUGGUGCUAUUAUUGAAGGGAAUGAGCAGUUUGAAGCAGCUGUACACGCUGUCGAUGGACGUCCAUUCGAGAUACCGGACAGAGGCCCACGACGAUGUUACCGCACGAUUUAACGAGAGAUUUAUCCUGUCCCUGGGAAGCUGCGAGUCGUGUCUGGUUAUCGAUGACGAACUCAACGUGCUUCCCAUUUCGGGAGGCAAAAACGUGAAGGCGCUACCACCGCCAGACCUUGAUGAGCCCAAAACCGAGAAGCAGAAAGAACUUGACACCAUGAAAGAUACACUACAAGACACUCAACCCGUAGGAUCGUUGAUAACCUUGGCUAAGACCGUGGACCAAGCCAAGGCUCUCUUGACCUUCGUGGAUGCUAUUGCAGAGAAGACAUUGAAGAGCACAGUCACAUUGACGGCGGCUAGAGGUCGUGGUAAAUCGGCAGCACUAGGUGUUGCGGUGGCGGCUGCCGUUGCACAUGGUUACAGCAACAUUUUCAUCACUUCUCCAAGCCCAGAGAAUUUGAAGACGCUCUUCGAGUUCAUCUUCAAAGGAUUCGACUCAUUGGGUUAUAUGGACCAUGUCGACUACUCCAUCAUUCAGUCUACAAACCCUGAUUUCAACAAAGCUAUUGUCCGUGUUAACGUACAUCGCCAGCAUCGCCAAACUAUCCAAUAUAUCAGACCCCAGGAUGCACAUGUUUUAGGCCAGGCCGAGUUACUUGUUAUCGAUGAGGCAGCAGCUAUCCCUCUGCCCCUUGUCAGAAAACUCAUGGGCCCUUAUCUGGUCUUCAUGGCAUCAACAAUUAACGGUUACGAGGGAACUGGACGUUCGCUAUCUUUGAAACUGAUUAAGCAGCUCCGUGAGCAAUCGCGUGGAACUACUAAAUCUACAGGAGAGGACGCAGAGAUGGAUCGAACAAGCGGCAAGGCCAUUAAAUCCGACAACAGCUUCACAGGCGGCCGUUCACUACGUGAAAUCACUUUGUCAGAGCCCAUUCGUUAUACCCAGGGCGACCUAGUUGAGAAGUGGCUCAACAACCUCCUCUGUCUCGAUGCUACCCUCCCUCGCUCAAAACUUAACACCCAAGGCUGCCCUCACCCAUCCCAGUGCCAACUCCUCAACGUCAACCGCGACACUCUUUUCUCCUUCCACCCCGUCUCCGAAAAGUUCCUGCAACAAAUGAUCGCUCUAUACGUCGCUUCACAUUACAAAAACUCCCCAGAUGACCUUCAGCUCAUGUCCGAUGCACCAGCUCACCAGCUGUUCGUCCUUGUCCCUCCUGUGUCUGAAGAUAGCGCUCGUCUUCCGGAACCCCUCGUCGUCAUACAAAUAGCCCUUGAAGGUCAGAUUUCCAAGCAAUCGGUGCUGAACUCUCUUGCUCGUGGACAGCGCGCCGCAGGUGAUCUCAUCCCUUGGCUGGUAUCUCAGCAAUUCCAGGACGAAGACUUCGCUGGCCUUUCUGGAGCUCGCAUUGUGAGGAUUGCUACCAACCCAGACUAUAUUGGAAUGGGCUAUGGUGCGCGGGCCAUUGAGCUUCUCAACGACUUCUACGAAGGAAAGUUUGCAAAUCUCUCCGAGGACGCCGCUCCGCUAUCAGCUGAGCAGUCUAUUACCCGUGUCACAGAUGAGGAGCUUGCCAAUGCUACCUUACUGGACGACGAUAUCAAGGUUAGGGACAUCCGCAAAAUGCCUCCGCUAUUCAGCAAGCUCACAGAGCGCCAACCCGACAACCUCGAUUAUAUCGGCGUGUCCUAUGGUCUCACACAACCCCUGCACAAGUUCUGGAAACGUUCGCAGUUUGUUCCCGUAUACCUCCGCCAAACAGCGAAUGAUUUGACUGGCGAACAUACCUGUGUUAUGCUGCGUCCAUUGCAGAAUGGGGACGACAAGGCUUGGCUGGGAGCUUUUGCUAGAGAUUAUCACAAGCGCUUCCUGUCUCUACUUUCGUAUCAGUUCCGAGACUUCGCCUCUAUCACUGCGCUCAGCAUCGACGAAUCAGCUCGUGGAGGCUUCAAAUUGGACCCAGAGCAUGAGGCCAAGGCACUUGUUAAGACGGAACUCGACGGUCUUCUCUCUCCGUUCGACCUGAAGCGCUUGGAGUCAUAUGCGAACAACAUGCUCGAUUACCAUGUUGUAUUGGACUUGAUCCCAACCCUCGCGGCGCUGUAUUUCACUGGCCGCCUCCCUGUGCUGAAGCUUACUGGCGUCCAAGCUGCGAUUCUUUUGGCUGUCGGUCUGCAACGCAAAGACUUGACUGCUGUUGAGAGCGAGCUUAACCUGCCAAGUAGCCAGCUGUUGGCCAUGUUCAUCAAGAUCAUGCGAAAGUUGUCGAGUCACUUUGGAAGCCUAGUGACUGGAGCCAUUGACGCCGAGCUACCAAAGCAGGAGACGCUUGGUGUAAGCCGUGCGGAUGCAAGUGCCGCACACGAUGAUGAGAUCAUUGACGAGAGAUUUGUGGCUCUUGAGACAAACCUGGAAGAUGAGUUGGAGGAGGGCGGUGACGAGGCUAUGAAGGCACUGCGGGAAAAGCAGAGGGAGCUUAUUGAUGCGCUACCAUUGGACCAAUAUGAGAUCGCAUCUGAAGCACCGGGGUGGGCACAUGCCGAGCAGGAAGUCCUUAAGGCUACAAAGAAGGGAGCGAAGCCAUCGGCUAUCAGCGUAAAGACCCUUAAGUCAAAGAGGAAGGCGGGCGAGAGCGCGGCAGAGAUUUACGAGGAGGAGAUGGGAGAAAAGAAGAAGGACCGGGGCAAUAAGAAGGCUAAGACUGGGAAGAAGUACUGAGGGUGAUAAAAUGGGGUGUGAUUAGGCGUUGGCGUGGGUAGAAUGUAGAUAUACGAUAUAUGAAGG